Raphanus sativus (radish) is the source of this 973-nucleotide messenger RNA. RefSeq lists its product as uncharacterized. The transcript is spliced from 3 exons. Gene Ontology annotation, cellular component: cytoplasm. The coding region runs from base 154 to 735 and encodes 193 amino acids. NCBI's taxonomy places the organism in Eukaryota, Viridiplantae, Streptophyta, Magnoliopsida, Brassicales, Brassicaceae. The record is from RefSeq and is a predicted model, not a curated record.
ACGUAUAAGAUGAGAAAGGUGAUUGAAAGUCUACACCUUUACUCCUUUGAAUAGAAGAAACAGAGACGGCUGGUGAGGAAAAAGAAAACCCUAACGGCCCAAAUUCAAAGCCUUUGGCCCAGUAAGUUAGUUAGAGCUCAGAGAGACACGGCCAUGGGAGGCGGUCGAAACUAUACAGACUAUACCAAUACCACCAAUGAGCUUGGGGAAGGAGUAAAGAUUCGAACUCUCUCCUCUUUCUGCAAGUUAAGACCAACUCUCUGGAACGUAAGAGGAAGAAACGAGAUGGAUCCAACAGAGGAGGAGGUGGAGAAGAAGGUGAGAGAGAGAAUCAGACACAAAGUUAACCAAGUCAGUUCUGUCUCGCAGUCUCUUCUCUCUCCCUUACAAGACCACAUCAACUUCACCCUUCAGAAAGCUUACUUCAAGUGUGCGUACGAGUGCUUUGAUAGGACAAGAACACACGCUGAGAUUAGCCAAUGCGCAGAGACUUGCAGUGUUCCAAUCACAAACGCUCAGAAUCAUUUUGAUAAUGAGAUGUCUGUGUUCGAAGAGAGGUUAAAUAGAUCACUUGUGGCUUGUCAAGACAAGUUUGAGGCUGCCAAGCUCCACAAGACGAGGAAUGAAGCUGUAACUGGUUUGGAGCAGUGCGUGAACCAAACUGUUGACGAUGCUGUGAAGACGCUGCCUAGUCUCGUGUCGAAGAUGAAGAAAGCUUUGUCAAUCCCUGACUGAGGAGCUCUGCAACAAACCUAAUCCAAGAGAGAUAGAUUUUCUAACUCUUUAUGUUUUCAUCAUAUGUUUUAUCUUUUUGAACUCAGUUACAGCAUUAUUAGUAACAGAGGUUUUUUGGUUAAGGCUGAGUGACUAUGUGGAAGAUUAGGCUAAUCCAGAAUGAGUAGUAGAACAUGUAAGAGAACAGCAUCAGUUAAGAGUAUUAAUCACUUGCAUAACUACAAUGCACGGUCUACCA